CGGGCCCGGGCGUGGGGGAGGCGGGCGGGCGGACCCAGAUCCGGGGUAAUUUGCAUCGCCCUCCCCCCAGCCCGGGUGGGGAUUGGCCGCCGGCGGCGGGGGGUGGCGCGGGGCCAGGCUCACUGCCGCCUCCCGGCCCCUCGGAGGGAGCCAGCCCAGCCGCAGCCGCCGCCACCGCCGCCGCCGGGGCCGGGCCCCCUCGCCGCUGCCCCGGGAAGGAGGUCUCGGCGCGGAAGAUGGCCGGCGGCGUGGACGGCCCCAUCGGGAUCCCGUUCCCCGACCACAGCAGCGACAUCCUGAGCGGGCUGAACGAGCAGCGGACGCAGGGCCUGCUGUGCGACGUGGUGAUCCUGGUGGAGGGCCGCGAGUUCCCGACGCACCGCUCGGUGCUGGCCGCCUGCAGCCAGUACUUCAAGAAGCUGUUCACGUCGGGGGCGGUGGUGGACCAGCAGAACGUGUACGAGAUCGACUUCGUGAGCGCCGAGGCCCUCACGGCGCUCAUGGACUUCGCCUACACGGCCACGCUCACGGUCAGCACGGCCAACGUGGGCGACAUCCUGAGCGCCGCGCGGCUGCUGGAGAUCCCGGCCGUGAGCCACGUGUGCGCCGACCUGCUGGACCGGCAGAUCCUGGCGGCCGACGCGGGCGCCGACGCCGGGCAGCUGGACCUGGUGGAGGAGAUCGACCAGCGCAACCUGCUGCGCGCCAAGGAGUACCUCGAGUUCUUCCAGAGCAACCCCAUGAACAGCCUGCCCCCCGCCGCCGCCGCCGCCGCCGCCACCUUCCCCUGGUCCGCCUUCGGCGCGGCCGACGACGACCUGGAGGCCACCAAGGAGGCGGUGGCGGCCGCCGUGGCCGCCGUGGCCGCUGGCGACUGCAACGGCUUGGACUUCUACGGGCCGGGCCCCCCCGCCGACCGGCCCUCGGCCGGGGACGGGGACGAGGCCGACAGCAACCCGGGGCUGUGGCCCGAGCGGGACGAGGAUGCUCCCGCGGGGGGCCUCUUCCCGCCGCCCGCGGCCCCGCCGGCCGCCGCCACGCAGAACGGCCACUACGGGCGCGGCGCGGAGGAGGAGGCGGCGUCGCUGUCCGAGGCGGCCCCCGAGCCCGGCGACUCCCCGGGCUUCCUGUCGGGCGCGGCCGAGGGCGAGGACGGCGACGGGGCGGACGCGGACGGGCUGGCGGCCAGCACGCUCCUGCAGCAGAUGAUGUCGUCGGUGGGCCGGGCGGGGGCGGCGGCGGCGGCGGGCGACAGCGACGACGAGUCGCGGGCGGACGACAAGGGGGUGGUGGACUACUACCUGAAGUACUUCAGCGGCGCGCACGACGGCGACGUCUACCCGGCCUGGUCGCAGAAGGUGGAGAAGAAGAUCCGGGCCAAGGCCUUCCAGAAGUGCCCCAUCUGCGAGAAGGUGAUCCAGGGCGCGGGCAAGCUGCCGCGGCACAUCCGCACGCACACGGGCGAGAAGCCGUACGAGUGCAACAUCUGCAAGGUCCGCUUCACCAGGCAGGACAAGCUGAAGGUGCACAUGCGGAAGCACACGGGCGAGAAGCCGUACCUGUGCCAGCAAUGCGGGGCGGCCUUCGCGCACAACUACGACCUGAAGAACCACAUGCGCGUGCACACGGGCCUGCGGCCCUACCAGUGCGACAGCUGCUGCAAGACGUUCGUGCGCUCCGACCACCUGCACAGACACCUCAAGAAGGACGGCUGCAACGGGGUGCCCUCGCGCCGCGGCCGCAAGCCCCGCGCGCGCCCCGGCCCCGACGCACCCACGGGCGCCCCCGCGCCCCCCGGCGCCCCCGCCGCGCCCGGCUCCCCCGACGGCCGGCGCAACGGGCAGGAGAAGCACUUUAAGGACGAGGACGAGGACGAGGACGCGGCCAGCCCCGAGGGCCCGGGCGGCCUGAAUGUAGCGGGCGCGGGCGGCGGGGGCGCAGACAGGGCCCCCGGGGCGCCCGCCGACGGGGGCUUCGCGGCCGGACUCGCCUGAAACCAAAAAAGCGCAGGCGGGAGGGAGAGAGCGGGCCCCCCGCGCCCCCCAGAUCUAUCUAUACCCAGAUCCUAUAUCUCGAGAUAUAUAUAUAUGCAGAUAUAUAUAUAUGCCGCCGCACCGACUCUAGGUAGCGCUUUCCUCCGUUUCCCCUCCACCGUGUCUGCCCUCCACCGGGACCCCCAGCCCCGGCUCCCCUCCCCCCCACCCCGCCAUGGGUUUCGGGGUCGCUGGGGGGGUCUGGAGGGACACGAGGGUUCGGGGCUGGGGGCCCCUCCGAGGCCCCACCCCCCCGCGCGCCCCAGGCCCCGUCGGGGCGCAGGGGGCCGGGCACUGGGGGGCUGCCCCGCGCCCCCUCGCUGGGCUCUCCGAGUCUUUGGGACAAGACCUUAAACGAUGGUUGUCUGCUGUGAGCGGACGUUAAAACGCACCCCGCCCCGCGCCCACCCUCCUUCCUCAGGGCACUUACUAAGUGGGGGGCUCCCCACGGCCCCCCGCCUCCCCCCCAUCCCCCCGCCUGUGGCCCCCGAUCUCCCGGCCGCUGGGACACGGAUCUAUUUAUUGCCAGGCGCAGAGAAGAAGGGGACGAGCCCAGGGGGGAGUGGGGGCGCCCCCUUCAUGGCACUUACACCCCCGCGGGACCCCCUGGGGCCCGCGCGGGGCGCCCCCGCCACCCCCGGCUGCGCCCCGGCCCCAGGCCGCCCAGAACCCCCCCAAAACGUUUGGAGAUUCAAAACUUUCGGUCUUCCCCCUCCCCAGCCCCGAGCCCCCGCCCAAUUUUUAAAGCACUUUUUAGAUUUUUUUUUUCCUCCUUAAAAACAAAAUUUAUAUAUAGAUAUAUAUAUAUAUAUAAAAUAUACUUUUCUUCAGAGGAGCAGGCGAGGGUGUGGGGUGAACUAGCCGACCGCAGAGGGAACCCAGGGUCUCCGGGUGGCAGGGGUGAGGGGAGAGGGUCCACCAGUUCCAGUGUCACAAAAGCAAUAAAACCCAGAUUUUACAAAACGAAAGGAAAAACGAAAACACACACAAAAAAGAAAAAGGAAAAAAAAAAAAAAAAGACCACCGACCACCAAUAGAAGUCUCGGCACUUUGAAAACAGAACGGGUACUACACUUUCUCUUAAAUCUUAAUUUAAAAACGUGUUUACAAAUCGCAAGCAACUUCUAUGAAAAAGUCGAAAAGACAAAAAAAAAUAAAAAUAAAAAGAGCGAGCGAGCGAGCGAGAGAGAGAGAGCGAGAGAGAGAGCAAAGAGAAAUUCCUGAAAGCUGAUUUAUUUUUGUACAAAAUAAUAAAAAAGCAAACCCACCACAGACGGAGCAUCCGCUUCUGUUCCCCGAGGCGAGGCAGGCGGGCAGGGCGCGCGAGGCGGGGGCCUCCCGGGGACGCCGCCUCCAGGCAGGACUCCGGGCUUUUGUGUUUCUGCCGUGACCCCCUCCCCUCCCUUCCCUCCCAUCCUGUCCCUUUUUUGGUUCCGAUUUGAGAUGUCUUGUCACCCACUAGCCAUACCACGGCCACCCGUGUCCGUGGGGACCCUCCUUACUGACUCCCCAGCUCAGGGAUGGGCCCGAGAGAGGGCUGGCCUUCCAACCAGCCGGAGCACCCCGUCCCCCGCCGGUCCCCCACCCUCGCUGUCCCCUCGCCCACCUCCGGGCUUCCCGCCCUCCAACAUGGUCGCCCUUCCUUGUGGCCACCACGGAGCUGCCGUCUUGGAUAUGCCAUGCCCGUUGAGGUGGGUGACAGGGGGCGCCACCUCCAGGGCCUUACACCCCCCCCAGGUACCCCUCUUUUUACUCAAAGGCACUGACUGUAAUCUGGGGGCCGGCACCUGCCUCCCCCCAGCCACUGGCUCCCCAAAGGCCCGGCGUUGGCCGAGCCACAGGCCACGGACAGGGGCCAGGGCUGGGGGGACCACGAUGCCAGAGGCCAGGGCACCCUCUCCCCGACCCCUCUCGCAUAUGCAACGCCUAGCGUGGGACCCUGUAAAUAGACGCUCCGCUGAGCUGAGACCCUUCCUCGUCAGAGCCCGAGGUGGGGGCGCCCCUGUCCCCCGCUCCAGCCCGUCCCCCCGGGACCCCUUUGCUCUGUGACAAACCCCAUCUUCUCGUCUUUUCUUUUUCUUUUUUUUUUUUUAAAGGGAAAGCUUUGUAAGCAGGCAACUUUCAUCAUUGUUUCUACAGGAUAGUUUUGUUUUCCUUCCCACCCCCCCCCCGAGCCCGUCAGCCCCCCAAUGUCUCAGGACCCCCCCUCCUGAGGGGGUGGCAGGGGAGCCCAGGGCCGGGUGGCCUCGUCACACCCCAGCACCACGGGGCGAGCUCUUUCGGACAACCAUCUGGAAACCGAGCAGAGAGCUUCAGCGCCCAGGCCAGGGCCCCCCCCCCCGCCCCACCCCGGCUCCCAGACAGGUUUCCUGAGGGACGGCCCUCUCCCCCUGCCCCACACACCCCCUCGCAAUAAAACCAACUGAAAAAUCACAGCUGUCGUCCUGGCCGGUGGGGGCGACCGGACUUGGGGGAUCGAGGACUAUGGCGGGGGCAAGGGCUCAACCCCGCCGAGCACACUUUAACACGAACCUCCUCGGGAAUUGCACUAAACCCCUGCGCCUAGCUCUGCGCUCAGCUUCCGCCAGCCCCACCCUCCUUCUCCGCCUUAACCCUCCUCCGCUGCCCGCCAGCCUGUCCCGGGGGCCGCAGCGUCUGCAUGGGCCCAGCGCCGGGACGCCCACCCACCCCCCCAGCCCCCCCAGCUCCCCGCAAUCACAUACUGUAUAUAGACGUGGAUCGAUUUUAUUUUUAUUCUUUAAAUUAAGGUUGUGAUCACGUGUUGCCAAAGAUACUGCUGAAUUCUCGCGUUUCAGGAAACAAACAAACAAAAAAAUCUUUGAGGGGGAACGUGCUGACCUGUCAGAAAGGACACAGGAAAACGUUUUUUUGUUUGGUUGUUUGGGGUUUUUUUUUUGUGUUUUCUUUUUUUGGGGUGUUUUUUUUUUUUUUAACUGCCUGGUACAAAAAAAAAAAAAGAAAAAAGAAAAACAAAGCGGAAUUGUGAUUUCCAUCAUCUUGGUAAAGCUGCGUGGAUGCGUGUGUGCGCGCGUGUGCACGAGUGAGGUCCAGGCCGGGGUCUCCGGGCGGGGGCUCCGGGGGCCCCGGCAGGAUGUGGAGGCCGGAGCCCUCGCCUGGAAUGGGUGCCAGCCUGCAGGACCCGGGACAGAGAUGAACACCCUCGCUGCUGCUCCCUGCCUAGCCCCCCCGCCCCAUCCCUGCCUUUUGAGAUUAAGAGAAAAAAAAAAAAGGCAAAAAAAAAUAAAAAAAUAAUAAAAAAAAAAAUUUUCAAAACCAGUGAAUGUAAAGAGCCGGCCCAGCCUGGCACGGUUGUGGGCCUGCGCCCAGCCGGGCUCCCGCGGGCCAUACCAAAGUCUGCCCCCCUCGGGCGGCUCGCCCAGGAGACCCCCUGUGGCCAUUGUCUUGUCACCGUGUUUGUACAUGGCUGUCCCUUCGCUUCCCUCCGAGGGGUCUCGGGGGCGGGGAGGGUCCCCCAGCCCCUUCCAGGGUCUUCUGGGGGUCUUUGCACUACUGAGACCCAUCGGCCGUGGCGGGAGUGGCUGCGUGGCACAUGGGGGGGGUGGCCGAGGCAGGGGCCGGGGGACCCCCAGGACCAAGGCCACCCGGGCAGCCGGGAUUGUAGGAGGCGAGACAGAGAGAGGGAGAGGAAAAGCAGGAAAAGAAAAAAAUGUAAAAACCAACAAAAAAAAGCAAAAAUCCUAUUUUUUGAGAAAGAAAGAUAUUUAUAUUUGCAGUUUUAUUUUAAAAAGUUAUUUAAGCUGAGGAAGCAGCCUUCCGGAGGAGGGGCUGGCUGGCACAGGACGGGUCAGGGGCCUGGGGCUCGGGCACCCCGGGAGCCAUAACCUCAGAGUUCAGACUAGCUCGCACUAAAUACAUAGAUUUACAGGGGGGCGGGGGGCAGGGCCAGGAGGUGGAGGGGGCUGGGGAGCCCCCCAUCCCGUGGCCGGGGCUGCCUGGAGGCUGCGACUGGGGGUCUCGAGGCCCAGCCUGCCCCUGCCCGGCCCAGACACGAGGUGCCUUGGACUUUGGGGGGCCAGGCCUGGCGAGCGGGGGUGGGGGCGGCGCCCGCGGGGGGCACAGAGCACAGAGCAGACAUUCCAUAGACUGUAUCUGAGAGUCUUUAUAAACGUGUGGGAGAUUAAAAAAAAAUGGAUAAAAAUGCACUUUUUGGGGGUGGGGGGGAGAAGCUUUAAAAGUAAUAAAAAAAAAAACAAAAAGACAAAACAUGAUGAAAAAACAGACAAAAAAAAUGACUUUUCUUGUACAUAAGCCACUAAACACAGCCUGUUAGGACCGCUGCUGCCUCACUUGCCUGAUUUCGACGUUCUUUGUGUUUUGUUUGGGGGGGUGCGCUGGGGAGCGGGGAGGGUGGGUUUGGGGGGCCCCUCGUCCACACGGCUCGCGACCCCCUGCUUGGGUUCUGGGGAGAGGUCCCGAAGCUCAGCCUGACCCUUCCGCCAGGCCUGGGGCAGGGGGUGGACGCGCUGACUCGGCGGCAGGUCGCCCACGGAGGAGGUGGCCCACGGCCCCGAGCGCCAGCAGGGGCCCCAGGGACGGACGGCGCAGGUGGGGGCAGGGGUGCAGGUGGGCUCCUCGGUCACCAGCUCCAGGGUUUUUAGGGGCCCUGGGCAGGUGGCCUUGGCCGGGAAACCCCAAGUCUGCCAGAGGCCCCCAUGGGGCCGCCCCAUGCCGAGCCCCGGUGACGUGGGAUCGGGCCUCCGAGCUGGCUGCUGCUACACCCCCCGGGAGGAAGUCAGGCCGGGGGCCACUCACUGGGACGGGGGGUCAUGGCUGAGGCCCCCUCCUGUGGGUUGGAGGGUCACCAAACGUGGCCAUUUCCAGGGGCCCCCAGUCGGACUCAGGCCAGCAGGGUCCAGGGUGGGGGUGGGUGAGGGAGGGCAUAGAUGGUCACGGCACAGCCUGGGAGAGGACGAGCGGGGCUCUGUGGAGUGACACGGGGUGACGGCUCUGGGGGUGUGUGUGGGUGGGUCCCUUACCUGUCACGUGGCUGCAGACACGGGAUUCGAACCCAAGUCUCCACCUUGGGCUGUUGGGGGUGGCGGGGCUAGCCACGAGGGUGCGCAGAGGCCUCUGAUCAGGACGGCGAAGGAAGCGGGUUUGACAGCCACUCAGCCCAUGGGGACCUCCUCGCUCACGUCCCCAUGUCCCCUGUGCUAAGAGGGAGAGACCCUCUGGGUUUUAAUCGAGGUAUUAUUCACACACAAUCCAGCCUGGUAAAACCACUGGUUUUAGCAUAUUCGAAGAGUUGCGCAACCAUCACCAAUAUCUAGUUCCAGAACAUUCCAUCGCCCCAAAAAAGAAGCCCCGUCCCUACCAGCAGUCACCCCCGUCCCCUCCCCAGCCCCCAACUACCACGAACCCACUUUCUGUCUGUGGAUCUGCCUGUUCUGGACAUUUCAUGUCAAUGGGAUCACACACCAUGUGUCCUUCUGUCUGCUUCUCUCCCCGAGCAUCAUGUGUUCAAGGUCCGUCCACGUGCGGCUGUGUGGGGGCCUCGCCCCUCUUCACAGCUGCGUCAUAUUCCAGUGUGUAGCUGUAUGGAUCCACUAUUUGAGGAUAUUUUGGCUAUUGUGAAUGAUGCUGCUAUGAAGACAUGUGCACAAGUUUUCUAUGACCCUAUGUUUUCAUGUCUCCGGAGUGAAAUUUCUCCCACGAGUGGACCUGCUGGGUCAGACGGUAACUCCACGUUUCACCUUUUGAGGAACCGCCAGACUCUUUCCAAGCGGCUCACGUUCCCGCCAGCCGUUCGCGAGGGUUCCGGUUUCUCCCGUCCUCGCCAGCGCUUGCCGUUGUCUUGAUUCCACCGUCCUGGUGGGGUGGGGCGCUAGCUCGUGGUUAUGACUUGCAUUUCCCUGGUGACUAAUGAUGUCAAGCAUCUUUCUAGGAGCUUAUUGGCCAUCUGUGUGUCUUCUGGGCCACCCGGGGGGACAGGAACAAUCCUAGAAUUCGAGGCUGUCUGAAUUCCUGGCCCAGCCCAGCAGAGACACCAGACCCAGCAGUUUCAAGUGACAUCUUCCUCAUUGGACCAAACGCUGUGCCUUUUGAAUCCUGGACGUCACACAGCCAAAGGGAGGAAGUGGGCACGGGACAGAGCCGCAGUCCUUUGCUCCCCUCACCCCAGCGACGCCCCGACGCACAGAGAAGCAGACGCCUCAGUGGCUUCACCUUGAUCUUUUUUUAUUUGCGUUUUUUAAAAACAAUUAAAUUAGAAUACAAAUAUUAGAAAACAGCGGCCCUCAGCUGCCAGUGCAGGUGGAGGGGGCCGAACUGCGCGACUGAGUUUAUACAGUAAAACUGAAUUUGCCCUCGA
Messenger RNA from Equus caballus (horse), 8385 nucleotides. RefSeq names its product zinc finger and BTB domain containing 7A (gene ZBTB7A). Gene Ontology annotation, molecular function: DNA-binding transcription factor activity, RNA polymerase II-specific; RNA polymerase II cis-regulatory region sequence-specific DNA binding; protein binding. Gene Ontology annotation, biological process: regulation of transcription by RNA polymerase II. The record is from RefSeq and is a predicted model, not a curated record. NCBI's taxonomy places the organism in Eukaryota, Metazoa, Chordata, Mammalia, Perissodactyla, Equidae.